GACUGCAUACUUUUUGCACGCCCUUGCAACGCUUCAGACACGCUCCCCUACCUCGACCUCGUCGUCGUACAUAUCUCAGUCGCUCAUUCAACACUCCUUUGUCUUUCUUGACAAUGAAAUCUAUCGCUUUCAUCUCCCUCCUCGCCACCGGAGCCUUGGCACAGUCGUCGACCUCAUCCAACCCCCUCAUUCCCAGUGGUAUCAGCUCCGGCUGCAGCUCCUUCCUCACCACUCUGAACUCGAACUCGACGCUCUCGUCCUGCCUCGCCCCGUUGGUCAGCGCGACCACGGACUUUGGCCCGAGCUCUAAUGCGACAGGUUCCCCAUCCGCCUCGACCAUCUCGACCGCACUUAAUAACGUCUGCGGGAGCUCUACUUCGUGUGAUGAAAGCACCAUUCGCAGCCAGCUCGCCAGCUUUUACUCGGCGUGCUCUGCCGAGCUUACGUCGAGCUCCAACCAGGACGUGAUCCGCACUUAUGAUGUCCUCUACGCACUCACGCCCCUCAAGACGGCCAUCUGUGCCAAGGAUGACAGCGGGCGCUACUGCGUAACCACACUCUCUGAUAUCGUCUCUUCUAACGCCACUUCCGUCCGCGUGUCGACCAGCAGCAGCGGCAGCAAGUCCUCCAUCGCCGACACACUCUGGACUUCCAUCAGCUCCAAGAGCGUCUCCCGUCGUGCUGAGACCGCCCAGGUCGCGCUUAUCCCCAACGUGACCACUUACCGCGAGUCCAACAUCCUUUUCCUCUUCCUCGACGGCACUCUUUCCUCCUCCAAGCUCUGCACCACGUGCACGCGUUCUGUUAUGACCGCUUACAUGACCUUCGAGGCGUCCGUCCCCUACGCCCCUGGCAUCGCCAAUUCGGUUCUCCUUUCGGGCCAGAGUGACCUGUACAGCGGUAUCGAGUCCACUUGCGGAAGCUCGUUCCUCCAGGGUUCUGUACAGGCUGCGGGCGGUAGCAUUUCCAGCGGACUCGUCGGCGCUGCGCCGCGUUCGCUCGACGGCAAGGUCGCGAUGGCGGGCGCUAUGCUCGGCUCCCUCUUUGCCGGCGCGGUCGCGGUCUUGUAAAGGAGUGAAGGAAGGAGUGUCAAAGAGGGUGACGGUGAAUAUCGGCAUCUCGCACGAGUACUUACACGGAUGAUGAAAGCCAGUGCAUGUUAUUUAUCAUACGGUGGGAAGUGGACGCACCCGAGCAUAUAUUCUUUCUUCACUCUGCCGCCUGCCCCCUAUUUAACUAUACGUUGUUGGCCGUAACAGUUUUAUUUCAUUUUAUUUGCCUACUCGCCUGGCAUCUUUCCCUUUCUCCUCGUUUUUCAUCUUUUUGCUGUCGUCUUGCGAGCAUAUACCCCUGGGGAAUGAUACGUGCGUGUCGUCGAUCGAUCGAGGGAUCGGUACGGUGGUCUUGGUGUCACGGUACCUUACGCACGCCUGCUUGGAGCUGCUUGGUAGAUUCAGAGAAUGCGCCCUGUAUGUACGGUGUCGCUGGCAACAUCUGACAUACGAUAGAAUCAUAGGCAUUCAUCCAUC
Heterobasidion irregulare TC 32-1 is the source of this 1529-nucleotide messenger RNA. RefSeq lists its product as uncharacterized. NCBI's taxonomy places the organism in Eukaryota, Fungi, Basidiomycota, Agaricomycetes, Russulales, Bondarzewiaceae. Bases 114 to 1070 code for a protein of 318 amino acids. The transcript has 2 exons. The record is from RefSeq and is a predicted model, not a curated record.